UCACCUCCCUCCAAUAAAAAACCUUCAUCAGAAUUGAGAGGUAACGAGGAAGCCAUAAUUACCGCUGGUAAGCCCCCAAAGCCAUUUGGUGAUGUCCCAGAAUGUCAUACUCCUUCCCCGAAGAAAAAGAACUCCUCUGUGUUGGGAUAUAAUAGGGAAGGCGGCACAGCAUCUGCUCAACAAUGCCAAAUCUCAUUCCGGAACAACAUGGAUACAACAGAGUUGAGAGCCAAUGGGGGAAGUUACAUUGGUGCUCGAGAAUGCCGUACAUCUUACCUUAGCAACAAGGAUUCAACAGAGUUGAGGGCUAAGAGGGGAGACAGCACAGCAGCUGAUGAAACCAAAAAGUCAAAUGAUGAAAAUCAAAAAUUUAAAACAAUUCCAACUAAGACAAUAUCCGUUCAGACUAAAAAGGAAAAUGAGCAAACGAGGACCAAAAAGUUAGAUAACUCAGAUGAAAAUACCUCCCCAAUUCGAUAUCAAAAUAUUUUGGUGGUUUCCCAAACUCCCACUUCGCCAACGCCAAAUACAUCUGGAACAAUGAAAACUCCUUUAAAUAUCCCUGGUGAAAUAUCGGAAAAUAUUGACAAAUUUGUAAUGCAAACUUCCUCUGCCAACCCAGAUAUUUCCAAGACCCCUAAACAGAUGGAGAAUAUAACAAAAACUGUGAUGGAAGAACCAAUUUCACAAUCGGGAAAACUAAUGCCAAAAUUCGCAUCUAAAACAAAUGACAGUGUAAAUCACGAUAUGCCUGAGACUUCCUCCAAAAACUCAGACAUUUCUAAGGACAUGAGAAAAAUCAUGGACAAAACGACCAGCAAAGCAAAAAACUCAUCUCCACUUGGACUGAAAAAGGAAACGGCUCCAAUGACAUCAAAAUCAGAUUCUAAUACAAAAACAUUCCCAAAAUCUCCUCAUAAUUCUGCAAUUUGUUCUCCAGAGAAAAAUGCAUCCAAACCUUUAGUUUCUAUUGCCAAAAGUUCUCAAACUUUGGCCGAUAGGAAUGCAGCCAGAUCAUUUAUUAUGAGCUACAAAAUACCCAAACUUAAAAAGCCCACAGAAAAUGGAACUCAGAAAAAUGCAGCUGAAUCUCCUGGCUCGGAUAAGGCGCAUAAAAUGCAAAAUUAUUUGGCAACAUUACAAAAUAUUUUAAACAAUGAUGUGGUACCACAAACGUGGAAUGUGAUUUGUGAUAACAAAGCGAAUCCCUCGCCCCAAACAUCAAUGGAAAAUCGAUUUUCCAAUAAAGGUGAUUUAACGAUAACAAAAUCAAGAAGAAAGUCCAUGUAUGUCGAUGUUGCAGAUUCUAGGUCUCUUUUAAAACCCAGCCAUGAUGAAGUCUGUAAAAUCAGUGACCCAAUUCCUUUGGAGAAUCAAGCCGAAAAGCCUGCGAAAACCAUAAAAUCAAGAAGAAAAUCAAGAGUUAUUGAGAUUUUCGAUAGCCAACAUCCGGAAACCUCAAACUCAUCAAAUAGCAGCAUUUCGCCGAUUUGCCAAAAUGAGGAGGCUUUAGAGGAGAGGACCAAACCUAGUUGUGAAACGAAUUCCAUUAUAAAACCCAAAAACCCAAGACGAAAAUCAAUGUGUGAUUCAAGUUCCGGCAAAGAUGAAAAUCAGGAAAUUCCGACAAAAUCUUUGGCAACUCAGUGUGUUGAGAAGACCAAGGAAGUUGUUGGUACAAAAGACAGGCAAGGUAAAGAGGAUAAUGGUAUUAAAUCGGAAAAGAAAUAUCUAGUGGCAAGGCGAAAAUCUAUGUUUGCUGAGGGCAAUGAAUCAACAUCUUCCAUCUCAGAAAGUGCGACGAAUUAUGAAGAUACCACGGGAAGUCAAUAUGAUGAAAACCCCUUACAAAUCAUUGGGAAUAAAUCUUCACCAGGUAGCGAAGGGAAUGGCAUUGAAUCUGCAAAGACGUCGUUGAUAGCUCGGCGAAAAUCCAUGUUUGCUGAGGCCAAUGAAUCAAAAUCUUCCAUUUCCGAAAGUACGAAAUAUAAUGAUGAGGCAACAGCAUUGGAAUCACAAACACAAAAUCUAGACUCCACAGACAAUAAUCUGCGCUCCAAGAAACCAUUAAAACUAAGACGAAAAUCAGUGGUUGUUGAGGUACACAAUUUAGAAAAUUCUUCUUCUACUUCUUUGGAUCUCCAUAAUGAAGGAAUUCCGAACCGUGGUGAAGAUGAGUUAUCAAUGAGAUUGACAGAGGACCACAAUAAAACCCAAAAUUCCGUGGAUAAAAAACCUUUGAAAUCCAGACGAAAAUCAAUGUUUGUAGACAGGGAAGAUUUGAAAUCUUCCCAAGGGCAGCAGCUUGAAAAAGAAACAAAUAAAUCUUUUGUCGAAAAUAUGGAAAAAGGCAAGAGUGACACUAUGGAGAACAAACCUUUGGGUCAGGAAAAAGCCUACUCUAAAAGUCCGACUCUAAAAGAGAAACCCAUUGCUGUUGAAAGCCCAAGGGCCCAAGGCCAAAGUACCAUGGAAACAGCUGUUGAAACUAAAAGUGAAAAGAAACCAUUAAAAGCAAGACGUAGAUCAUUAUACACCGAAAUUCUGAGAGAGGAGGAAGAGGGUGAAACUUUGGAGUCAAAACAAGGUGGGAAAUCUUUGAUGAAAACGGAAGGAAAGGAUAAGGAGGCACCACAGAGUUUGGCAAAUGAUAAUCUUAAGGCGAAACCUCUAAAAUCAAGGCGCAAAUCAAUGUAUGCCGAGGUGGGUGAUUUCAUGGCAGAGGAAAGAACAUGUAAACCUCAAGAUAAUGAAUUGGAUGAUACAACAUCACAGGGAAAAAAUUACAAACCGGAAGCAGCUGAUAUCUUAAAAACCUCUGAAGCAAAGGGCAAGCGAAGAAAAUCGAUAUACGUAGAGGAAUCUAUAACAAAGGAAGACGCUGCUUCCAAUAAUCUUGAAAUAGAUGCUGCAUCAUCACAAUCGACACUUGACAAACCAGAAGCUGCUGGAAUUUUAAAAUCCUCCAAUGCAAAGGGCAAACGAAGAAAGUCGAUGUACGUAGAGGAACCUAUAACGAAAGAGGGUAUAGAUUCCAAUAACCUUAAAAUAGAUGCUGCAUCAUCACAAGCGACACUUGACAAACCAACAGCUGCUGAAAUCUUAAAAUCCUCUAAUACAAAGGGCAAACGUAGAAGAUCAAUGUACGUAGAGGAACCCAUAGCAAAAGGGGACACUGAUUCCAAUAACCUUGAAAAGGACAAAAAGAAAAUCACGAAAAGCCGUAGAAAAUCCAUGGUUGUUGAGAGACACGAAGUAAUGGACAAUAAUGGGCCUUUCACGUGGGACCAUAAUCAAGGUAUAGAGGAAAGUCUUUCUGAAAUAACCACUAAUGCCAUGGACAAUACAAAUUUCAUGCCAAGGGAUAGCCAAAGGCUAAAUGUUGACAUGAAGGAUACGCAAAAAAUGACAGCCAAAACCACAAAGAAAAGAAGAAAAUCAAUGGCUACUUCUAUGGGAGAAAAUAUUGGAGAAACUUCUAAACAUACCAGUUAUGAUGUUUUGUUACCAAAUCCCUCGGAAGCCAUUGGAGAAAUAACCGACAGAAAAUCCACUUUAAGGCCGCGCAGCAAGUCCAUGUAUGUUGAAACGCCCAUGGAGCCUGAACUCUUGGAUAAAACUGCUGAAGCCAUGCCGGGUGAUUGUAUUAUCUUCAACCCGAAACAUUUUAAUUCUCAGCGUCGUAUUUUAGACUCCAGCAGCGAUGAGGCUGACACCAUUGUCCACACACUGCCCCUUAAGCCGGUAAUACAAAAUGUCGAAAUAAUAACCCCCCCACCACCGGUCAAGAAAAAAUGUUUGCCACGCAAACGACGUGUUGUUAAAGUUCUUAGCUCCUCCUAUCAAGCGGAUGCCAUGGAAACCCCAUCUUCCAAAGAUCAACAAGAUUUCUCAUCUACAGAAUCGAAUGAAAUUGUAACUGAGAAAUCUUGCCUAUCCAUGUUGAAUACCCAUCCCAUUUUCAAUACUCAGGUCCAUGAUGAUGAGGCAGAGGGAAAUUUAAAUUUAAAUAAUAUGACACCAUCAUUGUUACAUGAUGAUCGUUUUAAGGAAAUCGAUUCAACCAUGCAGGACAUGUUUAAUUCGCCGCAACAUGAGCCACCAAUUGGCGAAGAUCAGCUAUUAAAUGAGACCAGCUCAAAUCUAAACGUUGAUGAGGCCACAAAUUCGAAUAAAGAAAAUACAACAAAUUCCCAGGAUGACACAACAUCGACGACGACCACAACAACAACCCAUAAUACCAGUGACAGCACCAAACAUGUCACAUUGGGUACUUCGGAAUAUCGUUUCGAAAAGGUAUCCGAUAAUGUUGUAAAUUUAUUUAUAUCGCGCAAACGCAAACGAAAACAAAAAUAACAAGAAUUCAAAUGAAUUUUUUCAAAUUGACAACAUUUCUUUUAAAUCAUUUCUAUUUUAAAGAAUGAAAAAAAAAAAAAAACAAAAGUAUUUUUUUUAUUUUAAGUUUAUUGAAAUAAGUUCGAAUCUGUAUAUAAGUUAAUACAAACAAUGUUAUUGUUGUUACUUUCGAAUAAGUUGUUUUUUCUAUCCAUUCGUUUGAUGUUUUUUUUUUAAGUAACCUAGAAAUAUACACACAGAAAUAAAUUUUGAAAUAUGUAAUUAUAAAAAAAUAAGAA
This is a messenger RNA of Musca domestica (house fly), 4634 nucleotides long. RefSeq lists its product as uncharacterized. The transcript has 2 exons. Lineage: Eukaryota; Metazoa; Arthropoda; Insecta; Diptera; Muscidae. The coding region runs from base 208 to 4356 and encodes 1382 amino acids. The record is from RefSeq and is a predicted model, not a curated record.